Messenger RNA from Prunus avium (sweet cherry), 2573 nucleotides. Its product is annotated as C3HC zinc finger-like protein. NCBI's taxonomy places the organism in Eukaryota, Viridiplantae, Streptophyta, Magnoliopsida, Rosales, Rosaceae. The record is from RefSeq and is a predicted model, not a curated record. Gene Ontology annotation, molecular function: zinc ion binding. Gene Ontology annotation, cellular component: nucleus.
AGAGCUGGAGCUGUAGAAACAAGUGAAAUCUAUUAAUCACCCUCACUGCGAAACACCGUCGUGGCCCGCCCUAGAAUUAGAACCCGAUUUCAAGCAAAAGAGAAAGAAGAAGGAAACAAUUUUGUGUUAGCUUGAGAGAUUCAUAUUCACCAGCAACAGCAAGCACGUACAAUAGAUACACUACCACACAGCUUUUAUAUCUUAAUUAGGUCGUUAGCUCUGAACUUCCCGAAGCUAUUCUCAUAUUCCAAUAUUCCAAUUUCUUCUGGAAAACGAAGAAGAAAGAAAACUAAUGUCGAAAGAUUCUGAGAAGAGGUUCCAUUCCAUCAUGGACAAGCUCUUUUUCGCUCCCAAAUCUGCGCCAAGCUCCACUUCCAGUUCAUCGAGUGUACAAACAUCAAGAGGCAAAAAGCGAGCAAAUCCAUCUUCUGCAUUGGCAUUGGUGCAACCAAAAUCGAGAAGUGAUAGAGUGGAGGCCUCGCGGCAUUUGUCAGUUCCCCCUGCACCGGCUCAUGCUCCACUCUGUAGGCCAUGGGACCGUGGGGAUCUUAUGAGGAGGGUAGCUACAUUCAAGUCUAUGACUUGGUUUGCCAAGCCUAAGGUGGUCAGUGCUAUAAAUUGUGCCAGAAGAGGUUGGAUCAAUGUAGAUACGGAUAUAAUAGCAUGUGAAUCAUGUGGGGCACGUCUCUUCUUUUCUACUCCAUCAUCUUGGAAUCAGCAGCAAGUUGAGAAGGCAGCCUUGGUAUUUAGUUUAAAGCUGGACAACGGACAUAAAAUACUUUGUCCAUGGAUUGACAAUACUUGUGAUGAAAUACUGGCAGAGUUUCCACCUACCCCGCCUCCGGUUUUAGUUGAUAAAUUUAGAGAACGCUGCUCUGCUCUAUUACAACUUUCAGUUCUUCCUGUGAUUUCUUCUUCAGCCAUUCAGUACAUGAAGAGCCCUCAGCUCGAGCAAUUUCUUGGACAGUCUUCUAUGUUUUAUGGCAAUGGGUAUGGCGACAUUGCUAGAACAGAACAUUCUGACAAUGAAGGCAGUGCAGAUUCUGCUAAGUUGUAUUAUCAGUUUUUGCAGGCACAAAAGCUCAUAAGCUUAUGCGGCUGGGAACCUCGUUCACUACCGUAUGUUGUUGAUUCUGAGAACAGACUAAAUCAUUCAGUCAUGAAGGCAAAUAUUUCAAGUUCAUCUCAUUCAGCUACUAAUGGACAAAAUCCAAGCAUCAAUGUGCACUCUACUAGUAAUGAUGAACUUGUGGAGGUAGAGAGAAAUGCCAGCACUUCUAGUUCUAUACAGUCUGAACCCAAUUCUGUUGUCUUAGAUUGCAAGCUUUGUGGAGCCAGUGUAGGAUUAUGGGCUUUCUCAACAGUUCCACGGCCUCUGGAAUUUUUCAGAUUAGUUGGGUAUGCAGAAGUACAUUCUGAAAGCCAUCCUGGAACCCCUGAUUCAAGCACUAAAAAUCAUCUUGACAGUAGGGUAGAUACUGUAGGUGCUGGCUCAGAUGGUGCAACAUUGUCGAAGGAGAGGUUCUCAAAUUUAAAUUUGACAAUUGCUGGGGGUCCUCCACCAACAAAACAGAACUUCAAAGCAACAAUUUCUUUACCUGUUAUUGGCCGGAAUUUAAGGGCCCGGUUUUCAUAUGAUUCUGAGUUUAGAGAUUGUGUGUCUGUUAGCCAAGAAGUUAUGCAAUCUGAUUCCCAGAUGGAUAAGGGGGACAAACACUACCGAGAAAAUGCAGGAAAUGUCGGAUUGGAGAAUUCAGAAGUCAGGGACCCUGGAACAGCCUCUGACGCCAAUAUCACAUAUGAAAAUAGUGAAACGGACAAAAAUGACUCACUGGUGAUGGUUUCUAACGAAGGAAAAUUGUUACAAUCAGGAAUCGUUGUGGAUGGCAGCGAAAAACAAGAUUCUCCAAGUGUUCCAUCUAACUUGGAAGACAAUGCAGAUGUUAACAGCUCCAUAACUGAUGCCCAACCCACCUCAAACUGCGAGGGUAGUGAAAACAGAGUGCAAAUUCCCAUAAACAAUGAACUUGUGGCCUGCAGUAGUGUGAAGGACCCAACGCAUGUAUUGCCUGGUAGCACGAUGGAGUUUGAUCCUAUCAGGCAGCAUAGAUAUUUCUGCCCCUGGAUUGCAUCAGCAGGUAAUGGAGCACCUGGAUGGAAACAAACACUAUCUGCUUUACAACGACAGGAAGGGGGUUCUCCUUCAUCUAAAUCCAUAAUUAAGGUCGAUGACCCUGUCACUUCAAUCAGAAAUCUUUUCACGUCUCCUUCUCCAAAAAGAAUGAAGCCAACUGUUUUAACUCAAAACACUAAACAGUAGCUGACUGAUUUUUUGCCACCCGUAAAAUGUUAUCCAAGGAGGUCCAGGAUUGGUUGUGAUAUGAGGUUAGGUUGUAGCAUCCUCCAUUCGAAUGUCCCUCUCUCAUGGCAUCAAAACCCAUUUGAAAGCUUUAGAAGUGUUGUACUAUAUUACAAGAUUAGAGUGUAACAUUCCUUUAUUGCCCAACUUAAAAACUGUAACAUUCUCCUUAUCAGCUGGGCAACUUGCGGUUUAAAUAAACACAGUUAUCAAA